AAUGACCCCGACAAGUGUAACCGAGACCUGUGCUGCUGGGAUUGUGGUAUGGAUGUCGGUAUGGAUUUCGGGCACAGCAGCAGCAGUGGUGGCGGUGGUCCGCCGACCAAGGAGGAUCCUACAUAUGCAAUGUAUGCCUACGGCUUGCCUGAAGGCUUCUACGAAAAUUGCACCACAACGCAGGCUGAGGCAAUUGCCAUGUUCACGAAGUACAAUGAGCUCCAUGACCCAUGCGAGUGGGCUAAGUUAAACGGACCGUUCAACUGUGAACGAGCAGGCCCAACCGGCAUCGGUCAGCGAUUCUCGCUUGCAUAUGCUAAUGCACUUCUUGCAUACACAGUCAUUUCUGCCACUAUCGUCAACAUCUUCUACGCCAAGGCGAAGCGCAGGGCAGAGGGCAAGGAUGUCGAGAAGGGCAUCGAGGAAGUCGAGUUUGUCGAUGUUGGUCCCAGGCCGGCGCAGCCCACGACGCAGAUCCAGUUCGCCGACGGUACUACGCUCACGCCAGAGCAGAUCCAGGCGAAGGUUUAAGUUAAUUUUCACCACAUCGUCCAAGGGGUUAAGAUAAGUGAGCGCGAGCUUGAUCCAAGGAAAUGGUACCUCUGUGCUCUUCAGAGAUACAUGAUGUGAAAAUGCCAACGACAUUUCGAAUUCAGUUGUUCAAGGCAAGGCGAUGACCCCUGCAUGAAUAGGCAUGUUACACGUCUGUUGAUCAUGGAAGCCACCUUUGGGGAGGCCGAGAGGGCAUUUUCACCACAUUUUCACCAUGUUUACUCUUCACCAUGUUUACUCUGCUCACACUGCAUGAUUGUUCUUGCCCGAUUUCUCUGUUGUAAUAUGUAUGGUAAAAUAUGUAUGGC
Molecule: messenger RNA, 860 nt
Organism: Micromonas commoda
Lineage: Eukaryota; Viridiplantae; Chlorophyta; Mamiellophyceae; Mamiellales; Mamiellaceae
Exons: 1
Coding region: 61-531 (156 amino acids)
Source: RefSeq, a predicted model, not a curated record